UCUGUUGUCCACGCCAGUCUUGAAGUUGUAUCAGUCGGAUGCGCUCGGGGGACUGGAGCUCCGCAAAAUGGACUCGAGUCUUGUCUCCGUGCUAUGGUACCUCGUCCCGCUGUACGUGAUCGCGUCUCUGGUGUACACGGUGUUCGCAGAUGCGGACAUGACCUUGCUGUGGGCCAGUGUGGCGGGGCAGCGGCCAGAGAAGAGACUAAAGGGGCUGGUGGUGUGGGUGACUGGAGCCUCAAGUGGCAUUGGGGAGGAGCUGGCAUACCAGCUGGCACGGUGUGGAGCUCACCUCAUCCUCUCUUCACGUCGGGAAAAUGAGCUCCAAAGGGUCAAACGCCACUGUUUACAAUACUCUAACCUACAAGAUGAAGAUAUUCUUGUUCUUCCAUUGGAUUUGUUGGAGAGGCAAUCCCAUGAGGCAAAAACUGAAACAGCCAUAAAGUACUUUGGACAUAUUGAUGUCUUGAUAAACAAUGGUGGCCGAAGCCAGCGGUCCCUGUUCUUGGAGACUGAUCUUGAAGUGUAUCAUGCUUUGAUGGAGCUUAACUUCCUGGGGACAGUGUCUCUCACAAAGCAGGUGCUUCCUCAUAUGACAAAGCGAGGCUCUGGGAGCAUUGUGACUGUGAGCAGUGUGGUGGGGCUAGCUGGGGCCCCUCUGGCUACAGGGUACUCUGCAAGUAAACAUGCUCUCCAGGGCUUCUUCAACUCACUAAGGACUGAACUGUUUGACUAUCCUAACAUCCUCAUCAGCACAGUAUGUCCAGGCCCAGUGCAGUCCAAAAUAGUUGACAAUGCAUUCACAGAAGUGCUGAAUAAGCCUGUGCCCAAGGUUGGGAGUCAAGAGCACAAGAUGUCAACAAGGCGCUGUGUGCGUCUGAUGUUAGUAGGAAUAGUUAAUGGAGUCCAGGAAAUGUGGAUUGCUCAGCAACCUUUCCUUUUGUUUUACUAUGCAUGGCAGUAUACUCCUACUUUGGCCUGGUUCAUCACAAACAAGCUGGGCAGAAAACGGGUGCAGAAUUUUAAAGCUGGUCUGGAUGCAGACUCAGCUUAUUUCAGCAAACCCAAAGCACCAUGAGAUGGACAAAGAUGGUACUGUACAUUUCAAAAUUGUAAACUAUUUGCCUAUCUUCUGAGGUAAUGCAGCCCUUAAAAUGUGAUUAGCAAAACUUUUCAUUGUUUCUAAUAAAUGCAUCGUGUGUCCUGUUGGGUUACUUUAAACCCGUUUUUGUGAUUUUCAUGCUUAAAUUGUAAAAUAAUAAUAAAAAGAAAUAUCUAUGAAUUUAA
Molecule: messenger RNA, 1287 nt
Organism: Boleophthalmus pectinirostris (great blue-spotted mudskipper)
Lineage: Eukaryota; Metazoa; Chordata; Actinopteri; Gobiiformes; Gobiidae
Gene: dhrs7
Product: dehydrogenase/reductase (SDR family) member 7
Exons: 7
Coding region: 68-1078 (336 amino acids)
Molecular function (GO): oxidoreductase activity
Source: RefSeq, a predicted model, not a curated record